Lactuca virosa is the source of this 1890-nucleotide messenger RNA. The record is from the annotation of a GenBank genome assembly. NCBI's taxonomy places the organism in Eukaryota, Viridiplantae, Streptophyta, Magnoliopsida, Asterales, Asteraceae.
AUGGCUGAAAAUGGCGAAGAGAAGCUCAUUGCCGUUGCCCGUCACAUUGCUAAAACUCUAGGUCACACAGACAAUGCCAUGACUGAUGACAUACUCCAAAUCUUCUCUAACUUUGAUGGAAGAUUACGCGAGAAGCUCAAUGAAAACUUAAACGACGGAGACGAUUCACGAAACGGUGUAGCUGCGCUUGAUCAAACCCUUAAAUCUCUCGAUCGUCAGAUCUCUAGAUACGUCACGGUUGACCACCCGAUUUGGUCAGAUUCCGCCGACGCGUCCACCUUUCUUGACGCUGUCGAUGAACUCGUUGCCGCGAUCCGGGAGUGGACGCCGAUGGCAGCUGAUAAAGCAGUCACGGCGUGCCUUGACCGAGCCGAGGAUCUACUCCAACAGUGUAUGUUUCGGCUUGAGGAGGAGUUUAAGCUGCUAAUGGAACGCGGCGGCGCUGAUCCCUUCGAGAACACUGACGGAGGUGGCGGUGCUUAUGUAGAUUCUGAUGAUGAAGAAGACAAUGAUGAAUACGAUGAAGCAGAGAUUCCGGUAGCGCAUCCGGUUUCGGACUACAACAUCAUAAUCGACGCUCUCCCAUCCGGUACGAUCAACGAUUUACACGAGAUCUCGAAAAGAAUGGUCGGUGCGGGGUAUGGAAAGGAGUGCUCGCUCGCUUACAGCUCGUGCCGGAGAGAUUUUUUAGAAGAAAGCCUCUCGAGAUUAGGUUUUUCAGGGUUGCAAAAAUCAAAUGCAGCUCUUGAAGAUGAUGAUAACGAAGUCGAAAUCGACAAGUGGAUCAAAGCAAUCAACAUGGCUGUUCGAGUGUUUUACCCUAGCGAACGCCGCCUCUGCGACCGUGUUUUUGGGUACUCCUCCUCCACCGCUGCUGCAGCUGAUCUAUCUUUCAUGGAGGCGUGUAGAAUUUCCUCUAUGGAGCUCCUUAAUUUUGCCAAUGGAAUCGCAAUGGGUAGCAGAGCACCAGAUAGACUGUUCAAAAUUCUUGACGUUUAUGAAGCUGUGAAGGAUUUAAUGCCUGAAUUCGAGGUACUAUUUGCUGAUCAAUACUGUCUGUUCAUUAGAAACGAAGCUAUAGGAGUUUGGAAAAGAUUAGGGGAGUCAAUCAGAGGAAUUUUCAUGGAAUUAGAGAAUUUAAUCCGCCGUGAUCCAGCCAAAGCUGCUGUUCCUGGGGGAGGUCUUCAUCCCAUAACCCGUUAUGUCAUGAAUUACCUCCGAGCUGCAUGUUCUAGACCAACCCUAGAACAAGUUUUUGAUGAAAACGUUGUUCCUCCAGUGGGUGUCGAUAGAUCAUUCUCACCAUCUUCUCCAUUAGCAGUACAAAUCGCCUGGAUAAUGGAAGUUCUAGAAAGCAAUAUAGAGGCAAAGUCUAAAAUCUACAGAGAUCCUGCUUUAUCAUCUGUUUUCAUGAUGAACAAUGGAAGGUAUAUUGUCAAAAAGGUCAAAGAUGAUGAACUGGGUUCACUUCUAGGAGAUGAUUGGAUCCGAAAACACGUAGGAAAAGUGCGACAAUAUCAUGUGAAUUACCAAAGAAAUUCAUGGAAUAAGAUACUCAACACUUUGAAACUGGACAACAAUAACUUAUCUCCCAAUGUUGCUUCCAAGUCCUUCAAAGAGAAACUUAAGCUAUUUAACUCUCAUUUCGAGGAGAUUUGUAGAACUCAAUCAACAUGGGCUAUAUUUGAUGAACAAUUAAAAGAGGAGUUGAAGCUUUCAGUGAAUGGAGCUUUGCUCCCUGCUUAUAAAACUUUUCUUGCCAGGUUUCUUAAUAUUCAAGAUAUUGCAAAAUAUGCAGAGAAACAUGUUAAGUUCAAUGUUGAAGACGUUGAAGAUCGAAUCAAUGGCUUGUUUCAAGGAACUGCUGUAUCUGGAAGUGGUCGGAAAUGA